CUUUGGUUCCAGGCCUAGAUUGGUACUACUUAUUUUAGCGCUCUCUUGGCGGGAAAAAUGCUUCAAUUCUAUUGGUUAAUUGAUUAACACAUUUGUUUACGGCGUCUUUUAACAAACUCGCAAUUCACCGAUUACCAUUUUGAAAGAACUAGACACAGAAAAUCAUUUAGAAAAAUGGGUCGAACAAAAGCAGGCAAAAGACCAAAGGAUGAAAACAAACCUAAAAGAUCAGUGUCUGCCUAUUUUUAUUACCUUGCCCAAUGUAGAGAAGAUGCCAAAGCAAGUGGUAAAGCUAUGACCAAGGUUGGUGAAUUUACCAAAGAAGCUUCAGUUAAAUGGGGUGCUAUGAAUGAUGCACAGAAAAAGAAGUUCAACGACUUGGCAGCUAAAGAUAAAGCAAGAUACAAUGAAGAGAUGCAAGCAUUCACAGGGAAACCAAUGAAAGAUGAAAACAAACCCAAAAGACCACAGUCUGCAUACUUCUUGUUUUUAGCUGAUUACAGAAUUAAAAUGAAAGGUUCCGAUAUAAGCAAUAAAGAUCUGAUAUGUAGUGCUGGAAAAGUUUGGGGUGACAUGUCAAGUAAAGAAAAGAAACCUUAUCAAGACAAAAAUGGAGAAGAAGUAAAGAAAUAUGAAAAAGAGAUGAAAGAUUACAAGGAGAAUGGAGGAGCAGCAUCAGCAGCAAAGAAAGCCAAAGUAGUAGAACCAGAGCCCAAUGGUGCAUCAGAGGAAGAAGAUGAUGAAGAGGAGGAUGAGGAAGAAGACGAUGAGGAGGAGGAGGAGGAUGACGAAUGAAGAGAUAUAUUUUAUUACGGUGGCCAGUCCUAAACACCUGAUGUUCAAAAUGCCAGUCCAAUAACAUCUUUUAUUAAUUGAAAACAGUUAUUUAAAAGCCAGCAUUGUUUAUUUGUUGUAAAUUAAGUUAUAUUGUAACAGAAAGAGUUGUCAUAACAUAUUUGUGGAUAUUAAGUUAUUUUCUCUUUCGAAAUUAGUAUGUAUGCUGAAUUGGUGGAAAAAGCAGUAAUGAAAACUUGUCCCAAGUCUUUGUAUAAAAAAUGGAAGGAUAAAAAUCAAGUAUAUUAAAAAUUUCUUCUUCUUCAAGCUCUUAAUUGACUUGUAUACUACAACUUCUCGUAGUAAUCUUUUCUGGCUAUUUUCAGUAAUAAUAUUACAAAAUACAUGACAAUUUUUUUCAUAGUUUUAUGUACUAGACAUAUCAUCUCAUGGGACACUUGCUGUAAUGUUAAUUAGGUGUCCACUUGUUUUCAUGUAUAUUACUCAUUAUCACAAUCAGGAAAAAAAUCAUUAGGUUUCAACAGUAACUUUAGUUACAAUAUGUUUCCUUGUUGAAUUAUUCAUUGACAUUUUCAUGUAAUAAUGUACAUAAUCACUCAUUCAUGAAAUUACAUCUGAUGGCAUAGUAGUUUUAUGAUUUAUGUUAGCAUAAAAUCAAAAGAAUGAACACCCCAAUCUGGUGCUCAAUGGUUGUAUUUAUAUAUGUCUUUAUUUUAACUAGAUUUUUACAACAUAACUCCAUUUUAUCAUGUAGUUUUUACCAUCAUUGCUUGUACAUGUCAUAUAGAAUUAAAGAAAAUAGUGGUAA
Mytilus trossulus (common blue mussel) is the source of this 1603-nucleotide messenger RNA. RefSeq names its product high mobility group protein B1-like. Lineage: Eukaryota; Metazoa; Mollusca; Bivalvia; Mytilida; Mytilidae. Gene Ontology annotation, biological process: regulation of transcription by RNA polymerase II. Bases 175 to 795 code for a protein of 206 amino acids. The transcript has 5 exons. Gene Ontology annotation, molecular function: DNA binding, bending. The record is from RefSeq and is a predicted model, not a curated record.